AUGACGGGAGGAUACUAUUUCCACAGAGAUGUGCUGCCGUUUGUGGCCAUGGUCAGCUUGAACAUCAUCAACGUUGGGAUCAAUACGCUCUUCAAAGCUGCAACAGUGGAGGGGAUGAGCAACCAUGUCUUCGUCGCCUAUGACUAUGCCAUCGCUUCUCUUGUUCUUCUUCCUGCUCCUUUCCUCUCCAAAAGGUCGAGUGUUCUUCCUCCUUUGAGCUCCUCAGUUGUGUGCAAAAUUGGCCUCCUCGGGCUCAUAGGGAGUUCGUCUCAAAUCAUGGUGUACACUGGAAUCAACUACAGUUCUCCAACUCUUGCGUCCGCCAUUGGCAAUCUCACUCCAGCUUUUACUUUCCUGUUUGCCGUCAUUUGCAGGAUGGAAAGAGUUGCGAUUAGAAGAUCAUCCAGCCAGGCCAAAAUCCUAGGCACAAUAGUGGCAAUAGCAGGUGCAUUUGUGGUGACCCUCUAUAAGGGUCCCCCGAUUUUCGCGUCAGAAUCUCCAUCACCAACUAAACUGAAUUAUCAAUCAUCCCUUCUUCAGUCAUCAACAGCAACUACGCAAGGACAUUGGGUACUCGGUGGGAUGUGUCUCACCGUGAAGUAUAUACUUGACCCUUUGUGGUACAUUGUAGUGACACAGAUAAUGAAGGAGUACCCUGCAGAAUUCACAGUGAUCUUCUUCUACAAUGUAAUUGUCUGCAUCAUAACAUCAGUUUUUGCUCUGAUCACUGAAGGAACAACAUCAAGUGCCUGGAUAUUCAGCAGUAGCACAGCAAUAGCAUCGGUUUUCUGCUCGGGAGUGCUUGGAUCGUGCUUGAGCAAUGGCGUUGACGCAUGGGUGUUGCGGCUCAAAGGGCCAGUAUUUGUGUCGUCGUUCAAACCAUUCGCGAUGAUUGUAUCUGUUGCCAUGGGAGUUACACUUCUGGGUGAUAUUCUGCAUCUAGGGAGCCUGAUUGGAGCAAUAACCAUUGCAAUUGGGUUCUACAUGCUGAUGUGGGGAAAGGCCAAAGAGGAAGAUGAUAACACCAUCCCACAACGGAACAGUAAUCAUGUUAGUAGUCCCCUCGAACCUCAAUCCAACGAGAAGUUCGUUCCGAACUUGAUGAAAGAACGAAUGCUAGAGGCAGGUGGUAGAGCCUUGCCGGCUGCUGAAUGGGCCGGGUGGUGCAAAUCGUGGUCACCGGAGAAGAAAGAUGACGUGGGGUUACUAUUUCCAAAGAGAUGUGCUGCCGUUUCUGGCCAUGGUCGCUUAAACAUCAUCAGCGUUGGGAUCAGCACGCUCUUCAAAGCUGCAACCAUGGAGGGUAUGAGCAACAAUGUCUUCGUCGCCUAUGACUAUGCCAUCGCUUCUCUUAUUCUUAUCCCAGCUCCUUUCCUCUCCAAAAGAUCAAGUGUUCUUCCUCCUUUGAGCUCCUCAAUUAUGUGCAAAAUUGGUCUCCUCGGGCUCAUAGGGAGUUCAGCUCAGAUCAUAUUGUACACUGGAAUCAACUACAGCUCUCCAACUCUUGCAUCCGCCAUUGGCAAUCUCAGUCCAGCAUUUACUUUCUUGUUUGCCGUUAUUUGCAGGUACCAUUUCUUUCUCAAUCCUAGCUCCCGCUGCCGUAUUUGUGAGAAGCCAUAACUUCAACUACUUGUCCAUGAACUGAACGAACUCUCUCUAAUAUCCCGCCUAUGACAAGAAAAGGAUGGAAAGAGUUGUGAUCAGAAGAUCAUCCAGCCAGGCCAAAAUCCUAGGCACAAUAGUGGCAAUAGCAGGUGCAUUUGUGGUGACCUUCUAUAAGGGUCCCCCGAUUUUCCCGCUGGAAUCCACAUCACCAAUCCAAUUGAAUUAUCAAUCAUCCCUUCUUCAGUCACCACCAACAACAACAACACAAGAACAUUGGGUACUUGGUGGGAUGUGUCUCACCCUGAAGUAUAUACUUACCCCUUUGUGGUACAUUGUACUGACCCAGAUAAUGAAGGAGUAUCCUGCAGAAUUCACAGUGAUCUUCUUCUACAACGUGAUUGUCUGCAUCAUAACAUCAGUUUUUGCUCUGAUCACUGAAGGAACAUCUUCAAGUGCCUGGAUAUUCAGCAGUAGCACAGCAAUCGCAUCGGUUUUCUGCUCGGGAGUGCUUGGAUCGUCCGUGAGCAAUGGUGUGGAGGCAUGGGUGUUGCGGCUCAAGGGGCCAGUAUUUGUGUCGUCGUUCAAACCAUUCGCGAUGAUUGUAGCUGUUGCCAUGGGAGUAACGCUUCUGGGUGAUAUUCUGCAUCUAGGAAGCCUGAUUGGAGCAAUAACCAUUGCAAUUGGGUUCUACAUUCUGAUGUGGGGAAAGAGCAAAGAGGAAGAUGAUGACACCAUCCCACAACAGAACAGUCACCAUGUUAGUAGUACCCUGGAAACUCAUUCCAACGAGAAGGUACCUUUACUGCAAAAGCUGAACCAGUAGGGAAUCACCAAUCAAGGUGUAGUUGAACACAGCAGCAGAAGCUGCUGAUUUGGUCCGCACCCAAGAGUAAGUGCAGGAUGGUAUUUAAUAGCCUAGUAUGAUCUGUAAACCUAGGCGUUGGGUGCUUGUUCAAUGAAAGGCAAUUUGUAAAGAAGGAAAGCCAAUAAUUGAAAUUUGGAAGGGCAUCAAGUGGAACUCUUAGCUCUGUUCCAGAAGGGCGGGGGAGGUAAAGAACUGACCUCGCUGGUGUAAGUGCGAAAUGCUUUAACGUUGCCGUUGCCGGAGCGGAAUAGUUCGUUUCGAACUGGAAGAAAGAAGGAAUGCUAGAGGCAGAAGUAGAGCCUUGCCGGCUGCUGAAUGGGCCGGGUAGUGCAAAUCGUGGUUUGCAUUUUUGGGCUUUGAUAUGUUCCCUUUUGGACAUAGUUAUAUGGCCUGCUAGUUAGGCAUGAUCACCUAUGGGCUAUGGUCCAUUAUUAUUAACUUUUCAUUGGGUUA
Messenger RNA from Linum tenue, 2923 nucleotides. The record is from the annotation of a GenBank genome assembly. NCBI's taxonomy places the organism in Eukaryota, Viridiplantae, Streptophyta, Magnoliopsida, Malpighiales, Linaceae.